AUGUCUAUGCGAAUCGUCCCCGCCUCCCAGGCACCCACAACCUUCUCUCACGCCGCCUCCUCCUCGGCCCCCUCAGCGCCCGGAAUCCACGACACUCUCCGCCACGGUGUCGGCAUCUCGCCCUUUGACGCUGCCUCCAACAAGCCAGUCUCGGCACACCCAUUGGAGGCUCGCCUCAAGAACUGGGAGGCCACCCAGGAGGCCGUCCGCAUGGAGUCCCUCAAGCGCACCUUUGGCAUCGCCGAGCCCAUCCGCCGGGGCAUGGAGCUUAAGAUUGUCCGCGAAGGCGAGUGGCGGCCCAUGGCUCUCGGAGGGGGCCUUCCCAGCGUCCACGAGGAUAUCUUGAGAGGGAGAGAGGACACGAUUACCUGGGAGGACGUCUUUACUGGUGAAGAGUCGCGGGCGCUGCCAGGUAUCCAUGAUGAGAUGGAAAAGAAGCUGAAGAUUAACUGA
This is a messenger RNA of Trichoderma asperellum CBS 433.97, 453 nucleotides long. RefSeq lists its product as uncharacterized. Lineage: Eukaryota; Fungi; Ascomycota; Sordariomycetes; Hypocreales; Hypocreaceae. Gene Ontology annotation, cellular component: cytoplasm; nucleus. The record is from RefSeq and is a predicted model, not a curated record. Gene Ontology annotation, biological process: proteasome assembly.